Molecule: messenger RNA, 1204 nt
Organism: Rosa chinensis
Lineage: Eukaryota; Viridiplantae; Streptophyta; Magnoliopsida; Rosales; Rosaceae
Product: palmitoyl-monogalactosyldiacylglycerol delta-7 desaturase, chloroplastic
Exons: 5
Coding region: 244-1152 (302 amino acids)
Biological process (GO): lipid metabolic process
Cellular component (GO): endoplasmic reticulum membrane
Molecular function (GO): oxidoreductase activity, acting on paired donors, with oxidation of a pair of donors resulting in the reduction of molecular oxygen to two molecules of water
Source: RefSeq, a predicted model, not a curated record
CAAUAAAAGCAAGGAGAUCUGUUUCUUAUGAUUUUAGAGUAUAUUGAGAGUAGAACUCAUGGUAUCACCUACUUAUUGCGUGAAAAUUUAUUAAACUAAUUUAACUCACUUCAGUAAAAUCCCUAGUAAUAUAUGUAUGAGCAGCUCCAUACAAGUUUCUGAGGCAGAGGCAUUGGUGGAGUAGUGAACAAGUACUUGAGUGCAGAACAGUUCAUUUCAGUUCAGUGAGUUAAGAUCGGAUCGAUGGGGCUUCCGGGGAUUUGGGUGGCGCUUCUGAUGACGCCUCGCGCACGUUUCAGGGGAAGGAAAUGGAAUUUACUUGACCUAGUCACAGCUGCAGUGUUUGCGUCCAUGCAUGUUCUUGCUUUAUUUGGGCCAUUUUAUUUCAAUUGGUCUGCAUUAUGGGUAGCACUCGCGCUCGUUUACGUAACCGGAUUGGGAAUCACUCUUUCAUAUCACCGAAACCUUGCGCACAGGAGCUUCAGGCUUCCCAAGUUGCUCGAGUACUUGUUUGCCUAUUUUGCAGUUCUUUCAGCUCAGGGUAGUCCCAUUGAUUGGGUGAGCACACACCGUUACCACCACCAGUAUACAGAUACAGAGAAAGAUGCUCAUAGCCCACUAAAAGGUUUCUGGUUUAGUCACAUGGGUUGGAUUCUUGAUAGCAACGCUCGUUUUGGAAGAUAUGGAGGACUACGGAAUGUUGAAGAUUUGAAAAGGCAAGCAUUCUAUAGGUUUCUUCAUAAUACUUACCUUUUACACUCAAUUAUUCUUGGAGGCAUUUUAUAUGCAGUUGGUGGAUUUCCGUUCAUCGUUUGGGGAAUGGGCGUGAGGAUGGUUUAUGUUUUCCACGGCACAUUGCUAGUGAAUUCGGCCGGCCACAUAUGGGGAUAUCAAGCAUGGAAGACCAGUGAUCUGUCUAAGAAUCUCUGGUGGUUGGCAUUGGUUGCAUUUGGAGAAGGGUGGCACAACAAUCACCAUGCUUUCGAAUAUUCGGCUCGACAGGGCCUCGAAUGGUGGCAGUUUGACCUGACUUGGUACAUCAUAAAAUUUCUUGAAGCUCUAGGGUUGGCAACUGAUGUGAAAGUACCAUCUGAGGCUCAUAAGAAACGUAAAGCUUUGGAGACCAAAACAACCAUGGCUGCCAUGAAAUAAGCAAUGAAGAUUAACUAGUUUAUUGCUCAGUACCUGUAACUACGUACCUCUA